Molecule: messenger RNA, 3953 nt
Organism: Brienomyrus brachyistius
Lineage: Eukaryota; Metazoa; Chordata; Actinopteri; Osteoglossiformes; Mormyridae
Product: mitogen-activated protein kinase kinase kinase kinase 5
Exons: 34
Coding region: 35-2770 (911 amino acids)
Biological process (GO): protein phosphorylation
Molecular function (GO): MAP kinase kinase kinase kinase activity; ATP binding
Source: RefSeq, a predicted model, not a curated record
AAGUAGGACAGCCGUGCAACUUCAUUCUGUUUGCAUGGCUUUUGCAGGCCAACGAAGAUGCACACGUAUUAAGGCCAAGGAUAUUGCAACUGCGUACACAGUGAUGGACUCUCAGAACCGUGCCGCGCUGGAUAUCUCUACCAGAAACCCCCAAGAUGACUUUGAAAUACUUUUGCGAGUCGGCGGAGGCACCUACGGAGAAGUCUAUAAGGCCCGAAACAAACAGAAUGGAGAAAUGGCCGCCCUCAAGAUCAUCAAGAUGGAACCAGAGGACGACUUUUCGGUGAUCCAGCAGGAAAUCGUGAUGGUGAAGAGCUGCAUGCACCGCAACAUCGUAGCUUACUACGGUAGCUAUAUCCGGGCCAACAAGCUAUGGAUUUGUAUGGAAUACUGUGGUGGAGGAUCUCUCCAAGACAUCUACCAUGUGACUGGACCUCUGUCAGAGCAGCAGAUUGCCUAUGUGUGCAGAGAGAUGCUAACGGGUCUUGAAUAUCUGCACGGACAGAAGAAGAUUCACAGAGACAUUAAGGGUGCAAAUAUUCUUCUGAAUGACCACGGAGAAGUGAAGCUUGCGGACUUUGGGAUUUCAGCGCAGAUCACGGCCACGUUUGCUCGCCGCAUGUCCUUCAUUGGAACGCCAUACUGGAUGGCUCCAGAGGUUGCCGCCGUGGAGAUCAAGGGUGGCUACAAUGAGCUGUGCGACAUUUGGUCCGUGGGCAUCACUGCCAUCGAGCUGGCGGAGCUGCAGCCUCCCAUGUUUGACGUUCACCCACUCAGGGUCCUGUUUCUCAUGUCCAAGAGCGGCUACCAGCCUCCGAAAUUAAAGGACAAAGCAAAGUGGUCAACUGCAUUUCAUAACUUCAUCAAGAUGAUGCUCAUCCGGAACCCGAAGAAGAGGCCCAGUGCCUCUAAGAUGUUGACGAAUAGCUUUCUUGCUCAGACCUGUUUAAACAAGUCCCUGACCCUGGACCUCCUGGAGAAGCUUCGGCAUCCAGAAAGGCUCAAGGACUGCCUGCAGGCCGAGGAAGAGGACAUGGAGGUGAUCAUACCAGGAUCCCUGAGAAGAAUCCGCUCCACAAAUCGACACAGCAAAGCUGAACGCACCAAUUCCAACAGCAGCUGGCAACAGAUACACACCAAAGAACCAGUGCAGCCAGACAGAAAGCUUUUGGAUGGAACGGUACAGCACAAGCGAGACGGCAUAUCGACAAGUUCUGCGAACAGAGAUGACGUGACGCACAGGAGAGAAAACAGGGUUACAGUCAACACGAAGCCUAUUCCAAGGAAACACAGGGUACAAGGCAGGGAGGACAGCAUGGAUUCGGAUGACGAUUACGACGAUGUGGAUAUCCCUAGUAACUAUAGCAAUAGCGAAACCUUGCCAGCGGAUGAGGUCCCGCCCCCACUUCCUCCAAAACCGAAGCUGCGGACGAGCUCGGAGGAGAGUGUCAGCGGGGAUGACAGUCGGGGGCGGGGAGCCCCCUGCUCCCUGUACGCCCCCUCCCCCUUAGUGCGCUGCUCAAGCAGCACUCCUACCCGCCCCGUCCCUCGUCCGCGGUCUGUCCGCAACGUCAACUCCGACCCCACCUCAUUUGCUGGUCACAUGAUUGACAGCCCCCCAGACCUACAGCCACCCGUCCUUCCCCCAAAGAAGGAUAGGAGGCUGCGACAAUGCCAGCAGGUGCCAGGAGAUGGACCAAGUACAGCACUGAAGAAACCUCCAGUAAUCUUUAAAAAGGUCUUUCAUGGGUGUCCUUUAAAGAUCAACUGCUCAACCAUAUGGGAUCAUCCCACAACCAAAGAUCAUCACCUAAUCUUUGGAGCAGACGAGGGCAUCUUCACACUCAAUUUGAAUGGGCAGGAAGCCACAAUGGAGCUGCUCUAUCCUGGAAAGUGCACUUGGGUCUAUACCAUUAACAACGUCCUCAUGUCAAUAUCAGGAAAGGCAUCCCAGCUGCACUCUCACUCCCUGAAGGAGCUGUAUGAACAGGCGCGUAAAGAGCAUCGCAUCGUGGCGUUGCCAACACACAGACUUCUGCCCAGGAAAUGUGCCAUAACUAGUAAAAUCCCAGACACCAAGGGCUGUAAGAUGUGCCGUGUAGGUCAAAACACACAGCAGGGCUGCAUCUUCCUGUGUGGGGCUCUCGAGUCCAGUGUGGUGCUGCUGCAGUGGUAUGAGCCCAUGCACAAGUUCAUGCUCAUCAAGCAUUUUGACUUCCCGCUACCCAGCCCUCUGCGGGUGUUUGAGAUUCUGAUCGCUCCAGACCAGGAGUACCCACUGGUCUGCAUCGGAGUGACCAGGGGGCCGAACCCGUUCCAGCCCGUGCAGCUGGAGAACAUCAACCUCAACUCCAAUACCUCCUGGUUCACAGAUAGUGGCUCAGGGAAUUCCUCUCCCGAUAUAGUACAGGUCAACCAAUUGGACUGCAGCACUCUGCUGGUGCUCCUGGAGAAGACUGUACAUAUUGUGAGCCUGGAGGGCACCCCAAAGAGCCAGUGCAAGCUGCAGACUGAGACAAACUUCUCCUUCAGCUUGGAGGCCGUAGUGUUUUUUGAAGACACCUUGCUAGCGAUGUGGAGACACGGGUGGCAGCGAAGAGGAGAGUGCUUCUCAGACAUCCUGCAGGAGAUCACGGAUCCCAAGAAGGCCUUCCGUCUCGUGGGAUCAGACAGGACGGUUGUCAUGGAAACACGGCAAUGUGAGGACCAGUCGGGGCUCAGUAAUCUGUAUGUCCUGGAGAUUGCCGAGACAUUUGUCCCAAGUACUUGAGCUAAAAUAUAUGCAUAGGGAGACAUGCUUAUCUAUAGCUGUUGCAUCCCUCUUAUGACUUGUGACCAUUCCAGAAACUCUGCCAGCCCUUGUGACGUCACAAUUCUCCAAGUCAAACCCAAACUAGAUCUUCAUUUACUACCCAAAGUUAUUGUAUAUUUCAGAUUUUUUAUUUUUUUUUUGGUUUCACGUAUCAAAAGACUUUCCAACCAAUAACUCAUAGAGCUGAGAAGUUCAUCAAACAUGCUGGUAUUUUCAGUGUAAAAUACAACCAAUUGGACAUUGAUUUGUUCUUUUUUCUUUGUGAUUUCACUCUCACAAACACGGGCACAAAGUUGAAAUAGUGCAUUUCCGAGUGAUGUAUGUCUUGAUUCCAAGCCACCUUCAUCCAUAGUCCGAAUGUGAAUCCUACUUUAACAUUAUGUACAGAGCUGAGUAAUUCAGGUCCAGAGAGUAAAAGUCCAGACCAAGAUUUUGUUUCAACCAACCACUUGAGCAUAAAGAGUCACAGUCACACAGUACUCAACUGGUUGGUUGAAACAAAAUCCCGGUCUGGACUUUUACUUUCUGGACCUGAAUUACCCAAGUCUGAUUAUGUUAAUGGUCCUCAAAGUCGGUCCUCGGGCCCCACUGCCCUGCUUGUUUUCCUGCUAUCCUGGGCCUGGGGACUGAGUUUGAGAACCACUGGAUUAUAUACACAAAUAAACCUUAUGUGUCACAACACAUCAGUGGGCUGCAAACAAGAUACUAAAGUGGUCUGCUGGUACAUACUACUCCACCUGCUAACCACUGAUUUCCUUAAACACCUCCCAUGCUCUCCUGUUUUUACCAGAAAUCGCUUAGUGUCUCAAAAAGCUCACAAACUUUUCUGUUUGACGAGUAAGCUUUUUUCCAAAUAUGAAAUAUAAAGUUACGCAUUAUUACAAGUGAUGUGCGUUUCUGAUAUAAAUUUAUUCAAAGGAAACAUUUCCCAAAAUGUGUACAAAAAAAUUUGUGACUUGGCUGCUUGUAGAUAACACCAUGAAAAAAGUCAUUAAGUCUCGAGAGCUUUAAGCUCUUUCCAAAUAUACUUGUCUAGCUAAACACAUUAAAUGUUUAAUGUUAAAUGUAGCUAUUUGCCGCAUGUAAUUUUCUCUGUAUAUUUAAUUUAGUUAUGUAAUAAAACUGUGUUGCUAAGUGCCAA